AAAGGGAAGAAGCUUUUUCCAAAGGACCUCAGCUUUUACUUCUCUGUCUGCCAUUUAAUUUCCUUAAAUAUAUCAUGUCACUUCUUUCAUCUCUCACACAAAACCUCUUCUUUUUUUCACUUCUCACUCACCCUUUUAAUAAAACUAGUAGGGAGUAGCCCUUUUCUAGCAAUAUCUUUCUUUAAGUUUAGAGGGUUGGUUUGAAUUUAUGGUUUAGAGGUGAAGAAAAAGAGAAAAACUGAAGUGGGGUUUUGUUCUUGAAGGAAAGUUUGGAUCUUUUUUUGUGUUCUUGCAAAGCCCCAUGUGAGUUUUGUGAUCAAAUAUCCAUUUCUUGAUCUGUACUUUGUUUUGUGAAGGCAAAGUUUGAAUCUUUUUGUGUUCUUGCAAACCCCAUGUGACGUUUUGUGAUCAAAUAUCCAUUUCUUGAUCAUUACUUUGUUUUGUGAAGUGAAAAGUUUGAAUCUUUUUAAGAAAAAACAAAAUGAUAUCACUUUCAGACCUUUACCAUGUUCUCACUGCUGUAGUUCCACUGUAUGUAGCAAUGAUCUUAGCUUAUGGUUCAGUGAAAUGGUGGAAAAUAUUUAGCCCUGACCAAUGUUCUGGAAUCAAUAGAUUUGUUGCUCUUUUUGCUGUUCCAUUGCUAUCUUUUCACUUCAUUGCUUCCAACAAUCCAUAUGCCAUGAACUACAGGUUUAUAGCUGCUGACACUCUUCAGAAAAUCAUAGUUCUUUUUGUUCUAGCCAUUUGGUCAAGAGUUAGCUCAAGGGGGUCCCUUGAAUGGUCCAUUACUUUGUUUUCACUUUCCACUUUACCAAACACUUUAGUUAUGGGGAUUCCUUUGUUAAAGGGUAUGUAUGGUGAUGCCUCAGGAAGUUUAAUGGUCCAAAUUGUUGUGCUUCAAUGUAUCAUUUGGUACACUUUGAUGCUUUUCUUGUUUGAGUAUAGAGGAGCAAGAAUGCUUAUUGCAGAACAGUUUCCUGACACUGGAGGGUCCAUUAUUUCCUUUAAAGUUGAUUCUGAUAUUAUUUCAUUAGAUGGGAAAGAGCCAUUGGAAACUCAAGCUGAAGUUGGUGAUGAUGGGAAACUUCAUGUUACUGUUAGAAAAUCCACUAGUUCAAGGUCUGAAAUUUUUUCAAGAAGAUCUCAUGGUCCUAAUUCUGGUCUUUCGUUAACCCCAAGACCAUCAAACUUAACAAAUGCUGAAAUUUAUUCAUUGCAAUCUUCAAGAAAUCCAACUCCUAGAGGUUCAAGUUUUAACCAUACUGAUUUUUACUCCAUGGUGAAUGGAAAAAAUGCUAAUAUGAGUCCAAGGAAUUCAAAUUUUGGGAACUAUGGUCAUGAUGAGGAGAGUGGAGUUGCUGGAUUUGGGAGAGGAAAUGGGGUUUAUGGACAGGGGAAUGCAGGAUACCCUGCUCCUACUAAUGCUGGAAUCUUUUCUCCAGCCACUGGACCAGUGACCAAGAAGAAGGCAAAUGGUGGUACAGAUGGUGGAAAAGAUCUUCACAUGUUUGUUUGGAGUUCAAGUGCUUCACCAGUAUCUGAAGGAGGGAUUCAUGUCUUUAGGGGAGGAGGUGACUAUGGUAAUGAGCUUGGUGUUGGAGCCCACCCAAAAGAUUAUGAUGAAUUUGGCCGAGAAGAGUUCACAUUCGGAAACAAACAGAACCUGAAUGGAAAUGACCGGGAAGGACCAGUUGUCCGCUCAAGCUCCACAACUGAGCUCCGUCCUAAGAUUGCUCCAGAAGAGACCAAGGCUACUGCCAUGCCACCAGCUAGUGUCAUGACCAGGCUCAUUUUGAUUAUGGUGUGGCGAAAACUAAUUAGGAACCCAAAUACCUACUCCAGCCUCAUUGGCUUAACUUGGUCCUUGGUCUCUUUCAAGUGGAAUGUUCAAAUGCCUGCGAUUAUAGCCAAAUCAAUAUCAAUUCUUUCUGAUGCUGGACUUGGAAUGGCGAUGUUUAGUCUUGGUUUGUUCAUGGCAUUGUCACCUAGAAUCAUUGCAUGUGGGAAAACAAUUGCUAUCUUCUCAAUGGGUGUGAGAUUCCUAACUGGUCCUGCAGUCAUGGCUGCUGCCUCCAUUGCAGUCGGACUUCGAGGUGUCCUUUUGCAUAUUGCGAUUGUUCAGGCGGCUUUACCUCAGGGAAUUGUUCCAUUUGUCUUUGCCAAAGAAUACGGCGUUCAUCCUGAUAUAUUGAGCACAGGGGUUAUAUUUGGGAUGUUAGUAGCUCUUCCUAUCACUUUGGUCUACUACAUUUUACUGGGGCUUUGAAGUUGAUGAUCAAUAACUAAGCUGCUGAAGUUUUUUGUAAAGGAAAAAACUAAAGACCACCCUUUUGGCAUAUGGUCUUUUUUGCUACUAACAGAAUAUGAAUUUCUCAGAAAAAGAAGAGUAAAAGAGACAAAAAAAUGAAAGCAAAGUGGAAUUGUGAAUGGUCAAUUGUUGGGAACAACCAAUAGAGGAGUUUUAGUGGAAAAUUCUUUUGUUGUCUCUUUGUCCUCUUUUACCUUUUUGAACUUUUGUGCUAUCCUAGGCCUACAUGUCUCUUGGUUCUUUUCAAUGAAGAAAGUUAAGUUUAUUUUUUU
Messenger RNA from Solanum dulcamara, 2580 nucleotides. RefSeq names its product probable auxin efflux carrier component 1c. Gene Ontology annotation, molecular function: auxin efflux transmembrane transporter activity. The transcript has 6 exons. Bases 482 to 2266 code for a protein of 594 amino acids. The record is from RefSeq and is a predicted model, not a curated record. Gene Ontology annotation, biological process: auxin export across the plasma membrane; auxin polar transport. Lineage: Eukaryota; Viridiplantae; Streptophyta; Magnoliopsida; Solanales; Solanaceae. Gene Ontology annotation, cellular component: plasma membrane; endoplasmic reticulum.